Messenger RNA from Solea senegalensis (Senegalese sole), 3605 nucleotides. RefSeq names its product ring finger protein 130 (gene rnf130). The coding region runs from base 491 to 1744 and encodes 417 amino acids. The record is from RefSeq and is a predicted model, not a curated record. Lineage: Eukaryota; Metazoa; Chordata; Actinopteri; Pleuronectiformes; Soleidae. The transcript is spliced from 10 exons.
UUCCUCCGAGCUGCUGUUCUGCGCAUGCGCCGUUUCCCUCAAACGGAGAGAAGAGCUCGAGCCACUGCAGCGUCUAAACCGGAAUAAACACUGAUCCACAGCUGGACCCGAGCGGACACACACGCGCGCACGCACACACGCGCACGCACACACGCACCGGGACAUUUAUCGGGACGUUCAAAGGACAUCCGCUGGAGGACAGGCCGGGGAUCGAACAGUAGGAGCGGCCACACGCCCAGGCACAGCUGGGACACUGGAGACAGACGGUGUCCACAGGUCGGCCUGGGGGUGAUGCUCCAUGAUGUCCUACGCCUUAAAGUCCAAACCCAGUGUUUAAUGUCCGCAGAGGACAGAGACACAGAGGGACACCAGAGGGCAUACAGUGGACAAAUACAACCAGUGUAAACAAGGGGACAAACUAAAAUCAACCCGCGGGGACAUUAAGGGACAGACCAGGACUGUGAAGGUUGGAUGUAAAGACAACGACAGCAUGGUGUCCCCGAGAUGGACUCGUCUUCCUGUGUCCCAGGUCCAGGUCCUGGUCCUGGUUCUGACGGGCUCUGUCUCUGCGGCUCGCUCUGACAGGAACAUGGUGUCAGAGGAGUAUGUGGGCGCCACAGUGAACGCCACGGUGCUGGACGCUCGCGGGAACACCGUCCAUGUGAUGAGCAGCGAUGACGGGACAUAUGGACAGAACUCACCCAAGGUGGACACAAGGGGCGUGGUCAUCGCACCUGCACCGCAUCACGGAGUGGUGGACCGUCAAGGCUGUGACCCCAGCACUCGGUUUGUGGUCCCUCCUCGUGGUGUCCCAUGGGUGGCGCUGCUGCAGAGAGGAAACUGCACCUUUAAAGAGAAGAUCCUGAAGGCGACGGCGUUCAACGCCACAGCUGUUCUCAUCUACAACAACUCCACCGACAAGACGGUCAAGAUGGGACAUGAAGGUACUGGUGACACGGUGGCUGUGAUGAUCACUGAGGCGUAUGGUAAAGAGCUCCUGACUCAUCUGGACAGGAACCUGACCGUCUUGGUCUCCGUGGUGGUGGGUCAACGCGGUCCGACCAAGAACAUCAACCGAGGCUCGCUCGUCUUUGUCUCCAUUUCCUUUAUCGUCCUCAUGAUCAUCUCAUCUGCCUGGCUCAUCUUCUAUUUUAUCCAGAAGAUCCGCUACACCAGCGCUAGGGGCCGCAACCAGCGUCGUAUUGGUGAUGCCGCAAAAAAAGCCAUCGGGAAGUUGACGACGAGGACGGUGAAAAAAGGAGACAAGGAGACUGACCCGGACUUUAACCACUGUGCCGUCUGCAUUGAAGCAUACCAGCUGAAUGACGUGGUCCGGAUUCUGCCCUGCAAACAUGUCUUCCAUAAGGUCUGUGUGGACCCGUGGCUGAAUGAACACUGCACGUGUCCCAUGUGUAAACUCAACAUCCUCAAAGCUCUGGGCAUCAUGACCAGUCUUCCCUGUGUGGACAGUGUGGUGUUGGACGUGGAGCGUCUCGGCAUCAGUCAGGCGUCUGGAAGCCAGAGGGCGCCACUGGGUGACAGCAACCAGCCCUCCAUCAGCCUGGAGCCGCUCAGCCCCUCCUAUCCUGAGACCACGCCCAGAACGCCCGCUGACAUCACCAUCGCUGUGACCAGUGGCGGUCACUUCUUCAACAGGAACUCGAUGUCUCCUCGCAGCAUUGUUUGUGACAUGGAGCUGCCGGACAUCCAGGCCUCACUGGACCUCUACGAUGACAAGUCUUGAGGCCUGUCAACAUGAUAACCAACCCCCCCAUGACCCUUGGCCUGCUGAUGGGGAGGAGUCUAAUAACAACAACCUCAUUGUUUUCUUUGGUUCAGACUGAACAUGGAUGCUGGUGUCAGGAUCCUGGUCUUGGUCCAGACUGAACUAGGAGUCUAGACCCUUGCUUUGGUUUAGACUUAUGUUUUUUUAUUUCUUGCAGAAGAGGAACUGGAAGAACAAUAAUAUUCAAAUGAACAGCUUAAAUCCAGAACUGAUUUCUGUCCAGGAACUAGAACCUGAACCAGAUUCCUCUGUUAGAACUGAAAGUCAUGUUGUUGCUGAGUUCUUUGAAUAGUUCCUGGGAUCCUGGAAAAAUGUCUGUAGCUUCCAUAAUCAUUCAUUUGUUAUUUGGAAAGAGUUCCAGGAAUCCUAGUGUUCUUUAAAGUUUCCAUUGAAGAUUCAUGGGAAGCCAAAAAAGAACUUUGGUACCUGGAAAACUUCUCGACCUCCUUACAUGGUCAAAGGUUGUUUGUGCCUAAAUUAGUCCCUGUGUUCCCUUGAAGGGGUUCUUGACUUCCAAAGUAUUCCUCCAAUCUUUGCUUAAAGGUUUUCUUAAAGUCCCAGGUUUUUGGUAAUGUUCAUCUUAUCUCUUAAAGGGCUGUUGGGUUCUUAGAACGCUGGGACUGGAUAACAUGUUCCUGUGUCACAUUGAAUAGUUCACCUAAUCAAAGGAUCCUGAAAAAAGGUUGAUUUCUUACAAUGUUUCCAGAGAAAUCCCCUGGAAUUGUUGAGGAAAAGGUUCAAGGAAGUUUUUUAAUUCCUGAAAACAUUUCUGGGGUUUUCUUGUGCCGAAAAGAGAUUUAGUUUUGUUUUGGUUUGUUUGUUUUUUGAGAGUUUUAAAAAGAUAUCCAAGUUCCUAAGAUGUUCCUGGGGAGUGCCUACAAAGGUUAAUGGAAAGGUUCUAUGUGUCUUAAAAUGGUUCCAAUAUUCUUGGAAGUUUCCUGUAAAGGUCCUGGACGUUCCCAGAGGUCCUAAAGAAGUUCUUUAGAUGGUCCCUUUGUCCUGGAAAAACAAAUCUGAAACUGAUCCCCCUGGGUUGUCUGGGACAAAACCUCAGCAGUCAGUCAGCAUAUGGACACAGCUGUCACUAACAGGUGUCGCCGAAAACAGCUUGUGAACACCCGGACCUGGACCAGAACUCCUUGUCUGUAAAUACUGACUGGAACCGGACCCAGGAUCUGGACCCUGAUUUUGAUCCUUUGGACAAAAUCAUCUUGUGAAUCUUUAGAACAAAGAAACAGUCACACACUUCAGGAGUCCUCAAUGACAGUGUUUCUUAUGGAGCGCUCUUCCAGCCACUGACCAAGGCUUAGUGUGGUGCAAAUACUGGACUCAUGGGGAUUCACUUUGCAUAGCGUCAUCAAUAGGAAAACAGUGCUUGUCAACAACAGUUCCAGCUGUUUACUGGGUAACAUCCUGUGAGCCGCAGGUCUGAGCGCCAAUGAGAGGACAUAAGACAUCAGCCCUGUCCACCACAAAACCAGGUCAUCAAUCAUUGUAAUCAAUGACCUGCUAUCGGAUCACAGACCUGAUCAGGUAUCAGCUGAGGGUUUCUUAAGUGGUGGACUGCUCCUUUAAACGUAUUAAACAGCUUUAUGUAAAAAAAACCCAACCCAGUUAUAAACAGCAUUAUAAUCAAUAACCUGACUGAUCAAUUGAUCAAUAUUAUCUCUGAUAUGUCUGAUGGACACUCUGAAAGACACUUCAGCUUUUGUCUGUGUCAUAUGAUACUUUUGUUGACGAUGAUGAAGAUUAUGAAGAUGAUGUGUAUCUUUACUGCUUCAGCAUUAAUGUCAUUAAACUGUUAUAAUGUUUAACAUGA